AUGGAGUCUGUGGAAAACUCGAAGUGGGAGACAAUGUCGUCAAGCGCUGCGGGAGAUGCAAAGCUAGCUUCUACUGCACAAAAAGACUGGCCGUCGCACAAAGACGAAUGUCGUGCCAGGGCCAACAUGGCGGCAGGUAAGCCGUGGUACGACCGGUACCGAAAAUGCGAGGACGGCAGCUCGCACUUCGGCAAGCUGGAACUCAUCACCUGGGGUGGUGUUUGCUCGGUUACCGGCGAUGAAAUGGGCUGGGGCAAUUGUGUCGCGUCCAAAUCGGCGGAGCUGAAACGUAGAUACGAGGAAGACUUCAAGUCGGAUGACAUCUGCAUGCAUCAGUACUGGCCGCAAGGCUUUCGAUGGACGUGUUGUGGCAUACUUAGCGAUAUGAAUUUCGGGUGCGAUCAUCACGGCACCGGUCCUAAGCCGUGCUCGUGUGACUUCUGCCUCAGCGGAAAGUCGCUACCGGAUAAUAUCUUUAAAGAUACGAUAUCACGCUGUGGGCUACAGCUUUCUCGUGGGCCGGAUCCGCGGUUGUAUGAUGACAUGAAAGCUUCGACUGCGGCAUCGAUGCGCCCUCUAUUUGGCUUACCAUCAUAUCAUAUCUGA
Daldinia childiae is the source of this 606-nucleotide messenger RNA. RefSeq lists its product as uncharacterized. Lineage: Eukaryota; Fungi; Ascomycota; Sordariomycetes; Xylariales; Hypoxylaceae. The transcript has 3 exons. The coding region runs from base 1 to 606 and encodes 201 amino acids. The record is from RefSeq and is a predicted model, not a curated record.